Molecule: messenger RNA, 3992 nt
Organism: Spinacia oleracea (spinach)
Lineage: Eukaryota; Viridiplantae; Streptophyta; Magnoliopsida; Caryophyllales; Amaranthaceae
Product: calcium-transporting ATPase 2, plasma membrane-type
Exons: 7
Coding region: 404-3451 (1015 amino acids)
Biological process (GO): calcium ion transmembrane transport
Cellular component (GO): plasma membrane; intracellular membrane-bounded organelle
Molecular function (GO): ATP binding; P-type calcium transporter activity; ATP hydrolysis activity
Source: RefSeq, a predicted model, not a curated record
GAUGUUAGUGGGUAUAAAAAGAAGACAUAGAUAGGCAAGGAAGUCUCCGAGCAAUUCGUUGGAAAAAAUCGUGGAAAUUCCAAUUUAUUUGAGGAGAGUUUUCCCACCAAUUUUCGGAUCACCUCACACACAAAAACAAACAAAAAUGGCAAUCUUCUUCUUAAAACGCAAAUGCUAAAAAGUUCCACCUCUUUCUUUGAUGUUUCUCACAAACACAAUUUCAUCAUUUCCCAACACUUUCUGACUACACGUUUUUACCCUUUUUGUCGUUAAAAUUUGCUUCGUAGAAAUUCUGGUCUCGAUCAUGGUAGUUUAAAAGUGGAGAUUCAGGUCAAUUUGAUUAUUUAACUUUCUGGGUUAGAUAGAUAAACCAAAAACGGAUUAGUAUUUUGAAAUUAAAAAAAUGGAGAGUUAUUUGAGUCAGAACUUUGAGGUGAAACCAAAGGGAACGUCAGAUGAAGUGUUGGAAAGAUGGAGGAAUUUGUGUGGCGUCGUUAAAAACCCAAAGCGUCGCUUUCGUUUUACUGCCAACCUUUCCAAGCGUUACGAAGCUGCUGCUAUGCGCCGUACCAAUCAGGAAAAAUUACGAAUUGCUGUUCUAGUUUCCAAGGCUGCAUUUCAGUUUAUACAGGGUGUAACACCAAGUGAUUAUGCAGUCCCUAAAGAAGUUAUAGCAGCAGGUUAUGGUAUAUGUGCUGAUGAAUUAAGUGGCAUUGUCGAAGGCCAUGAUUUAAAGAAGGUAAAAGCCCAUGGAGGAGUACCUGGCAUUGCAGAAAAGCUCUGCACUUCAACUGAAAACGGGAUAACCACCGACCCAACCACUAUUUCCCUUAGACAGGACAUGUUUGGGAUCAACAAGUUUGCAGAAACACAACCUCGAAGUUUCUGGGUGUUUGUUUGGGAAGCACUUCAAGACAUGACAUUGAUGAUUCUUGGUGUUUGUGCAUUCGUCUCUCUAAUAGUUGGUGUUGCUACAGAAGGGUGGCCCAGGGGAGCCCAUGACGGGCUUGGGAUUGUAGCAUCCAUCUUACUAGUUGUGUUUGUAACUGCAACUAGUGAUUAUCGCCAGUCUUUACAAUUCAAAGAUCUUGACAAAGAAAAGAAGAAGAUUGCCAUACAAGUUACUAGGAAUGGAUACAGGCAGAAGAUGUCUAUAUAUGAGUUACUUCCUGGUGAUAUUGUUCAUCUCUCUAUAGGUGAUCAGGUCCCUGCUGAUGGGCUUUUUGUGUCAGGAUUCUCGGUAUUGAUUGAUGAAUCAAGCUUAACCGGAGAAAGUGAGCCUGUUAUGGUGAGUGAAGAAAACCCGUUUCUUUUAUCGGGUACUAAAGUACAAGACGGAUCAUGUAAGAUGAUAAUAACAACUGUUGGGAUGAGGACACAAUGGGGUAAAUUAAUGGCAACUCUUAGUGAAGGAGGUGAUGAUGAGACCCCGCUACAGGUGAAACUAAACGGGGUUGCUACCAUUAUUGGUAAAAUCGGACUCUUUUUUGCUGUUGUGACUUUUGCAGUACUUGUAAACGGGUUAAUUGCUCGUAAAUGGAGAGAAGGGAGUCAUUGGUAUUGGGCUGGUGAUGAAGCAUUGGAAUUGUUAGAGUAUUUUGCUAUUGCUGUUACCAUUGUUGUGGUGGCUGUUCCUGAAGGGUUACCUUUAGCUGUAACUUUGAGUCUUGCAUUUGCAAUGAAACAGAUGAUGAAUGAUAAGGCUUUAGUCAGAAACUUGGCUGCUUGUGAGACUAUGGGUUCAUCUACUACUAUCUGUAGUGAUAAAACCGGGACUCUAACUACUAAUCGUAUGACUGUUGUCAAAUCCUGCAUCGGCUUAAAUGUCAAGGAAAUUAACAGGGAAUCUGGGUUGAAAUCUGAGUUGCCUGAUUCUACAUUGAAGCUUCUGAUACAAUCAAUAUUCAACAACACAGGAGGUGAGGUUGUUGCGAACAAGAAAGGGAAACAUGAAAUAUUAGGAACACCCACUGAAACCGCUCUGUUAGAGUUUGCUUUAUCACUUGGUGGUGAUUUCCAUGCUGAGAGAAAAUCAUCAAAGCUUAUCAAAGUUGAACCAUUCAACUCUACAAAGAAGAGGAUGGGUGUUGUAUUAGAACUCCCCAAUGGAGGUGGUUUAAGGGCCCACAGUAAAGGUGCUUCAGAGAUAGUAUUAGCUACCUGUGAUAAAGUCAUCAAUGGAAAUGGAGAAGUUGUUCCCCUUGAUGCAGAAAGAUUGGACCAUCUUAAGGUUACAAUUGAUCUGUUUGCAAAUGAAUCUCUUCGAACUUUGUGUCUUGUUUAUAUGGAUCUUGAGAAUGAUGCAGGGUUUACUGCAAAUGAUCCUAUGCCUACUGAAGGGUAUACUUGUAUAGGGAUUGUCGGUAUUAAAGAUCCUGUUAGACCUGGUGUUAAGGAGUCUGUUGCAAUAUGUCGUUCAGCUGGGAUUACUGUAAGGAUGGUUACAGGUGAUAAUAUUAAUACAGCUAAGGCUAUUGCAAGGGAAUGUGGUAUUCUUACUGAUGAUGGUAUUGCUAUAGAAGGUCCAGUUUUUAGAGAAAAGAGCAUGGAAGAAUUGGAGAAAAUCAUUCCGAAAAUUCAGGUGAUGGCACGAUCUUCUCCCCUAGAUAAACACACACUGGUGAAGCACCUGAGAACAACAUUUAAUGAAGUCGUGGCAGUAACAGGAGACGGUACAAAUGAUGCCCCAGCUCUUCAUGAAGCUGAUAUUGGACUUGCAAUGGGAAUUGCUGGUACUGAGGUGGCUAAAGAAAGUGCUGAUGUUAUCAUUCUAGAUGACAAUUUCUCUACAAUUGUCACUGUUGCUAAAUGGGGGCGUUCAGUUUACAUUAACAUUCAGAAGUUUGUGCAGUUUCAGUUGACUGUUAAUAUCGUUGCCUUGCUUGUUAACUUCUUUUCAGCCUGUUGGACUGGAAGUGCUCCACUUACUGCUGUUCAGCUUCUAUGGGUGAACAUGAUCAUGGACACACUUGGAGCUCUUGCAUUGGCUACUGAGCCUCCAAAUGACGAGUUAAUGAAACGAACACCAGUAGGAAGGCAAGGAAAUUUCAUUAGUAAUGUAAUGUGGAGGAACAUAUUAGGCCAAUCCUUUUACCAAUUCAUGGUAAUAUGGUUUCUGCAAGCAUAUGGAAAAGCUUUGUUUGGACUUCAAGGUCCAGAGGGUGACCUGAGCUUAAAUACUCUGAUCUUCAACUCAUUUGUGUUCUGUCAGAUUUUCAACGAAAUAAGCUCAAGAGACAUGGAGGAAAUAGACGUUUUCAAGGGAAUUUUAGACAAUUAUGUUUUUGUUACUGUCAUCAGUGUCACCCUUUUCUUUCAAAUUAUAAUAGUGGAAUAUCUUGGUACAUUUGCCAACACAACUCCCCUCAGUUUCAUGCAGUGGUUCGUUAGUAUUUUCAUUGGGUUUUUGGGCAUGCCAGUUGCAGCCGGGUUAAAGAUGAUACCGGUUUAAGACCCGUGAACCAGAAGUCCGGUUUUUAUUGAUCAAGUUCAAGCGCUAAUAGUCUAACUUCAUCAACCAGGAGAAGCCAUUGAUUGGAAGAAUUUCAUGUGAAUGCUCUGAAUUUCAAGAGAUAACUUUGUUUCCUUGAAGUUUCUAAUGUUUGUUUAACAACCAAGGCAUUUUUGCAAUGCCAGGUUUUAGGGAAAUAGUUUGUUAAUUUUUUUUUUUUUUAGAAAUACCCCUUUUGAGUUGAGUACUUGUUAACCACUAUGAAUUCUUUUUGUAACUAGGAUUUUGAUUCAGUUUGACUGUAAUCUGUUUCAUCAGUACUGUGAUUUUGAUUCAGAAAGACUGUAAUCUGUUUCAUACUUUCAUCAGUUAGACUGUGAUUUUGAUUCAGAAAGGCUGUAAUAUGUUUUUCAGUCAGAAAGAUUGUAAUCUGUUUCAUCAGAUUGUAAUGUUCGAUAUGCAAAGAUCGUAGCUUUGCUAAACCAAUAUUCUGUAACUAGGGUUUUGAUUUCAUUCAGUCAGACUGUAAUUUGUUUCAUCA